Messenger RNA from Prorocentrum cordatum, 1371 nucleotides. NCBI's taxonomy places the organism in Eukaryota, Dinophyceae, Prorocentrales, Prorocentraceae. The record is from the annotation of a GenBank genome assembly.
AUGGCGUCUGUCGUCUUCGUGCGCUUGGCGUUUUUAUGGAUGCCGACUGCAGUCGCAGUCCAGCUGCUUGCAGCCAGCAAUUCCUCUAACCCCUGGAUGCUGUAUGCAAACAUCAACCCCUGCGAUGGUGGGAAUAUGGGGUACGGGGCAUCCGCGUGGUACGGCAGUGCUGGGAGCGCCGCCACAAGUCUUACGAACGACUUCGUCGACGGCACAGUGGGGACUGCUCCGGUGAAGUACGUCACCAUCGCUCGGCACGCCGGCGGUGCAUGCGAGAUGUCGAAGACGUGGGAGCUUACGAGCAGCACCAAAUCGAUGCAUGACUAUUUUUCUGACCACAACCCUGGGAGGAUCUAUGCCACGGGGGAUGGCAGCGCCAGCGACACCCACAUCGCAUCGGACAUGCCGUCAUCUUUCAGUGGGGAUGGCACGCCGGGGGACCCGAUCUUUGGCGCCGAUGGUGGCUUGGUGUUCAACUGGUGGUAUUCGAACAAUGGAGCUCGGGUUGCUGUUCCUGGUGGCUACAAGACCCCGUACUCUCUUCCGGGAACCGGGGAGAACAACGACGACCUCCACGGUCUGGGCAACGAGUUCGGUGCUAACACUCAAGCUGGUGGAGGGAGUGGCAGCUGGUGGCACGACGCUGCCAAAAUCAUGGGGGACUGCCACGGCACUUCCUGCCAGGUGCUUGGCAGCGACCACGGAAGUGCGUGGGGGAGCACGGACUUUGGCUGCUGGGGCAGCUACGCCAUCUACGUGUCUGCUGCUCUGUCCACUUUCCCCUGCCAGGGCUCGACGCUGUCGGCGCAGGUGUCGGGGGCGGCAGCGGGCGGAGCGGGGGGCGCGGCUGCCGUUGGCGAUCCCCACCUGCGGAACGUUCACGGUGAGCGCUUCGACUUGAUGAAGCCGGGCAAGCAUGUUCUGAUCAACAUCCCCCGUGGAGCGGGCGCUGAACGUGCCUUGCUUCGCGUGCAGGCCGACGCGCGCCAGUUGGGCGGACAGUGCGCGGAUAUGUACUUUCAGGAGCUGAACGUGACGGGGUCGUGGGCGGAGGCGAAACAAGCUGGAGGUUAUCAUUUCAGCGUGUCGCAAGGUGGCGACGUCGCGACUCCAGAAUGGGUUGCUUUCGGUAAGGUCGUGCUCAAAGUCGUUCAUGGGCGCACGGACAGUGGUCUGUCGUACUUGAACGUGUACGUGAAGCAUUUAGGGCGAGCAGGAUUUGCCGUGGGAGGUCUGCUGGGUGAAGACGACCACACGGGCGUAGUCACCCCUCCAGAGGCAUGUGCCAACCGCUUGGCCCUGGUUGACAGUACGGAGGGGGGCCAAACAGCUCCCUCAGUGCUCUCAGUCGCAGAGGCAAGCCUCGCUUGA